Messenger RNA from Fusarium subglutinans, 2151 nucleotides. Its product is annotated as activator of stress 1. The transcript has 7 exons. Gene Ontology annotation, molecular function: protein binding. Lineage: Eukaryota; Fungi; Ascomycota; Sordariomycetes; Hypocreales; Nectriaceae. Bases 1 to 2151 code for a protein of 716 amino acids. The record is from RefSeq and is a predicted model, not a curated record.
AUGGAUUGCUAUAAGUAUGAUCCAGAUGUUAUCGGUCCAGCUGACGUCGAGUGGGCAAAUCAAACCCAGGUCCUGGGCUAUAAUCCUUCUGCUGCUGAAAAUUCCAAGUUCUAUGUAUCAGGGCCAGUCAGAGUUCAGCGGUUCUUGAACCUGUCUUCUGAAACGCGACAAGAUCCCAUCCUUGAGGGUAUUGAUGUGCGUUCUCUGAAAGUUUACAAGAACGAGAAAUGUCGUGAACGAGUUAUUCCCUUCCACCCAGAAUGCUAUAAGACUUUGGCAUGGUAUUUGACCGGAGGUCCUGAUCCUACCAAGAUCAACAAAGGGGCACUCUAUAGAGCCUUCGACCAAUUCUCGGUUGUUAGAAAGAUCCGGCCGCCAGAGCUAAGGUGUCUUUCUCUGGAUUAUGGGGAUGUCAAUGAAGCUUCGAGUUGGUACUGGAUAUGCAUUCCUGGGAGAGAGUACACAGUCUCCAACCCGCAAUACAGUACUGAAGUUAAAGAUAAGAUUGCUUCUUUAAUUUCAGGUUCUGAAUUUAAAAGCCAAGCUCUUCAGUUCUGCUAUGAAGCUAAGUCGGUGUCAAACCCACUGAGGGCUCUUCCCGAAACAGCCCUAUUUAUAAUUUCGGAAUUCUUGGACAAUACAAGUCUUCUAAAUCUGUCCUGUGCCUCAUGGACUACGUUCUUGAGCUUGAGGGACAAUGCUUCUUUUUGGAAAAGACGCAUAGUGACCCAUUUGCCUUACUUUGCCGAGCUACACGAAUGCUUGAGAGAACAGUCUCAAGCUCUGAAGGGCAGGGACUACAGGAAGAUUUUCCAAUGGGCCGAGUAUGCUUCAAAGCCACGGUCGGGAGUCGCAAAACUCAUGUUGUCAAUCGCCAAUCGUCGAAGAAUCUGGAAGGUCUGUGAGCAGAUUGAGAGUCUUUAUAUUCGAGAACCACGAUGCCCACCUACCGAAAAAGGUUACGUCGUAUACCAAGCUGUCAAAAGUGGCCUCCAGGUACUGGGUGAUACGCGAGAGCCGGGCUUGUACUUUAGCUCAGCGAGUUUCUUGCGGGGCUGGCACGAACUCCUACGCCCAUGGACAUUUGACCUCUUCUGGAACUCGGAAGGAGAUUUGUCAGCUAUAGCUAUCAGCUUUGGAGAAGACCAGAGAAUCUUCGGACAUGAACCGCAGGAAAGAGGCUCAUAUCAGACAACGGGAUCCUUCCCAGGUGGCGUCUGGAUCAAGUGCUUUGUCUUCCAUAUCUAUGCCUCAUCUAUCCUUAGACCCUGGCAGGCUUGUUCCUGGAAUUAUUCGUCAUGCAGGGGCGUUACAGUAUAUCUCACCGAUGGCUCUGAGCAUACGUAUGGCCAAGACGAUCCGCACUUAUUCAAAUUGCCAUUCGCUGUUGCAGAGAAUAUGACCAUAAUUGGUAUUAAAGGUACUCUUACUGCACAUAAACGAUACGGUGUUGAUCCUUUCAUCGAGAAAAUGUGGCUUUUACAAGCCCGCACCGAUGGUGGAGAAAAGCCUUCAGAAGUCCCCGAAGCUAGACCCCACGAGGGGUCUUGUUGGGCUGGAAAUACCUACAUGUUCAAGAGUCUGCUCGCGCCUGACUCUGAUAUGAGAUUACAGAUGUUGAAAGGUCGCAUUCGAGAUGACGAUGGAUCAAUCUGGCCUGAGCAACGUUGGGAUACUUUCGAAAUUGAUGGCCAAGGCGGCGAAAGAAUUGAAGAGAUCAAGGUUUACCAUGGCCCGUAUCAUGAUCCCGCGCCUACGGCAAUCGAGAUCCAUACCAAUUGGGGCCGCUCAGUUCUAUGGGGCGUAGACAUGAAACGGGACAAAAAUGGGGGAGAAACGAAUGAGCAUGCUCGACUUCCAAUUAAACGUCCUACUCAUCUCCGUCCCGACGAUGGCUUUGCUAUCGUUGGUCUCGUUAUGGGAUGCGGAAAGGUUUUUGGUCGCUGGCACUCGGACAAUGAAAUCAUUGACCCUCUCUGGGACCGUAAGGAACUGAUGAUCGGCAAGGAUUACAUGGAUGAGGAAGAUGUCAGAGGGCCUUGGACCAAGGAGCAGUAUGAAAAGCGUAACGACUCGACGUUACAUACAGGCAUGAGCAAGUUUGGCAUUAUCACGAAAAGGAUUACAGAUGGGCCUGAACUAGGUAUCUAG